Molecule: messenger RNA, 7200 nt
Organism: Phytophthora infestans T30-4
Lineage: Eukaryota; Oomycota; Peronosporomycetes; Peronosporales; Peronosporaceae
Exons: 6
Coding region: 1-7200 (2399 amino acids)
Molecular function (GO): calcium ion binding
Source: RefSeq, a predicted model, not a curated record
AUGACGCAGGACGCAGUGCGCGUGAGCGCUGUCACGCUGCUGUUAGGCGAUGAGGCGCGCGAGCUGCUGCUGUGUCCCGGUCUACCGCUUCCCGAGCUGCUGCAAUGCGUCGCAGCGGGCUUCCCAGACGUCAACAAAACGCCAGUGGCGGUGCGGCACGCCUCCAGCCACGUAUUCUAUCCGCUGUCGCUGCUGUGUCGUUCACCUGAAAUGUUUGAGAACGCUUCGCUUUACCUCACGCCCGACCGACGCGAGUAUCAGGCAGUAACGACGAACUCCGACGCGAACGAAGAGGACGAGGACGUCGACGACUCUGGGGACGAAGAGGAGAAGGAUUUGGAGGCUGCGUCCACGGAGGACGAACUGGAUCUCGAUCUAUCGGACUUUGAGCUGCCGCAGCUCGUCGAUGUGUUCACACAGGCCUGUCCCACUGGCGCAUUGGACCGUAUCACGUUCAACCGAUGCCUGGAGAAGAUUCUGUCGCAGUCUGGACGCUACGAUCCACAGGCGCGGAAGAUGUUCGCCAGGCUGUUCAGCAUCUUUGAGGAGCAGAGUUUGCGCAAGGAUAUCGUGGAUGUGGCUGACUUUCUUGGAGGCGUCUCAGUCUUUGCGUGUGGAGAGCGCGACGAGAAGAUCCAGUUGACGUUUGAACUCUAUGACGUGGACAGCGAUGGGCUCAUCUCGAAGGAAGAGAUGACGAAAUACCUGACGGCCGUGUUCUUGGUUAUCGGAGAGUCGACGCCGGAGCUUUUCCAGCAGCACAAGUACUUGGGCGUUGUGACGGCGAGUCAGUGUUUUGCAGAGUCGACACUGAAUCGGGAGGGAAAGCUGUCGUGCGAGGCAUUCCGGGAAUGGUAUUCGAAGCCAGGACCGACUCAACUUGCUUCGGAGGGUCUGGACCUGGCCACUUUGCGCGAAGUGACGGGUCUGUCUGCCUUGAGUGCGUCUGACCUAUUCUCCAUCUUCAGCGCUUCAGCGACUAGUACUGGCGGCAACAAGGAGGCGCUUACCCGCGCCGAGUUCAAACGAUGCUUCUAUGUCAUUUUAGAGAGGCUAAACCGGAAGCCUACUCGCCAGAUUGCGACGUUCUUGGAUCGUCUAUUUGAUGCGUUCGACGAGGAUGAAAGCGACUCUGUCGACUUUGUGGAGUUAAGCAGCGGUCUUUCGGUGCUGUGUGGUGACUCAAGGGAGGACAAAGUGAUGGCCGCUUUUUCGCUUUUCGACACCGAUAGCGAUGGAUACAUUACACAGCAGGAGAUGGAGACGUAUCUGGCCUCGGUCUUUAACGUCAUGUAUGAGACCACCCCAGCUAGUAGGCAAUCGAUUGGUGUUGACGCUAAAACGCUUGCUCACUACACAACGAUGCAAGCUUUUGAAGAUGCGGACGUGGACAGGGAUGGAAAGCUGUCGCUAGAAGAGUUUCGUUCGUGGUAUUGGGUGUAUGGACGGUACUACCAGCAGCCCACGAUGGGUCCAUCUACUGGUCUUUAUCGCCAGCCUGGUACGAGUGGCAACCAGGCAUUUGGAACGUCCAACUUUGUCGCAUCACUCACAGGUCUGCGAGACCGAGCACCGAGCGACGUUUUCGAGAUCAUUGCGGCGAAAGUAAACGAAGAUGGUGUCUUGUCUCGGGAAGCUUUCUUCUCGAUUGUUGAUGAGCUCGUUGAGGAGCAAGCCGCGACUACGAAGCGCAAACUGAGUGUCGAGGAAAAGAACCAAUUGCAGAAGAUCAUGGAGACCGUUUUCGACGGCUUUGACACUGACCACGAUGGGUUCGUUGAUUUCUGCGAGCUGUCGAGCGGCAUUUCAGUUCUUUGCAGCGGGUCUCAAGAAGAGAAGAUCAAGGCGACGUUCACCUUGUUUGACAUCAACCGAGAUGGCUUCAUCGCGCGCGAUGAAAUGGAAACAUACCUGGCUUCAGUAUACCGCAUUGUUUUCAUGACUUCUCCUGCCACGAUGCAGCAGCUUGACGGGAUUUCGCCGCAAGAACUCGCUCGAGUUACAACAGCUGAGGCGUUUACGCUGGCUGAUACAAACCAGGACGACCGCUUGAGUUUCGAGGAGUUUACCCAAUGGUACAGCUCUCAAGGUGCACCUGAGCUACCUCUGAUGCAGCCACAAGAGCAAGGCGCGCCAGCAUCCUCGAAUGGCGCGGUGUCGUCCCCUCGAGUGUCGUCGAUGUCGUCACGAGGAGCUCUCUCUGAAAUGAAGGAGCUAACGAACCUUGGAGCGUACGACGUUAACGACAUCUUUGAGUUCUUCCGAGCUUCGGCGGAUAGAGCGGGCAACGUCUCGCAGCCAGUUUUCUUCCGUUGCUUCAACAAACUACUAGCGAAAGACGGACGAGUUGGUCGCGAGACGCAGAUGAGGACCCAGCAGCUUUUAAAAGAGCUUUUCGAGCUGUUUGAUGCAGAUAAGAAUGGAGUCGUCGACGUGCAGGAGCUCGGUGCUGGACUCUCGAUUCUCUGCGGCGGAAGUCGAGCCGACAAGGCGAAAUCCAUGUUCACUUUGUACGAUGUCAACUACGAUGGCUACAUCUCUCCCGAAGAAAUGACUUCAUACCUGACGUGUGUCUUUAAGGUGAUGUUCAAGGCUUCUCCAGAGCUGCCAGCGAAGACGGGAAUGACGCCUGAGCAGCUCGCAAGGACGACGACAAGGGAGUGCUUUCGAGUGUUCGACCAAAACCGCGAUGGACAACUGAGUUUCGAUGAGUUCCGAGUUUGGUUUGAGCAGCAAAACCCACACACUCAACGUCAGCAAAGUAUAAUCUCGCUUGACGUCGCAAAGAAGCUGUCUGGUCUGGAGGCAAUGUCUCUGGAUGAGGUGUCGGACAUCUUUGGCUCGGCAACCGGUGGAGGCAAAAGGAUCUCGCGGCGUAUCUUUGACGAGUGCUUUUACAAGCACAUUUGCAGCAAGGCCACACCGGACUUGUCGGUAGAUGACAGCACUCGCGUGCAUGAAGUGAUUGACCGGCUCUUCACCGCAUUCGACACGGAGCAAAAGGGCAUCGUGGACUUGAACGAGCUAAUCAGCGGCUUGUCCAUUCUGUGUGGCGCCUCUACCCGAGAUGAGAAGGUUCUGGCAGCAUUCAAAGUGUACGACACCAAUCGAGACGGCGUGAUAUCAGAGGACGAGAUGACUCAUUACCUCGGGUCGGUGUUUAAGUUGCUCUACGCACUCGAUCCCACACGACAGCAACAGCUUGGAAUUUCGGCGAAAACUCUGGCGGCAGUAACAGCCAACGAGAUUUUCGAAGUCGCGGACGUCAACCACGAUGGCAAGCUGACGUUUGAGGAGUUCCAGAAGUGGUACUCGAGGCCAGAGCAGUCGUCAUUCAACGAGAUUGUGGCCCCUUUGGAUCUGAACGAGGUGCGUCAAUUGACGAAUCUGGGAAACUUGGACGUGGUCGAAGUGUUUGAACGCUUUGCCGAGCAUGCAGAUGAGGACGGGAUGCUGAACCGAGAGUCGUUUGACAAGUGCUUCUUUGAGAUCAUCGAGAUGGCCCACCCACGCACGCAGAUCGAGAAGCUGCGCGCUAAAAUGGUGGCCGACCGCUUGUACGACGUGUUUGACCGUGAUGGAAACGGGCAGAUCGACUUCAGUGAGCUGGCUAGCGGACUCUCCGUGCUCUGCAAGGGCGCACGAGAUGCCAAAGUGAGAGCAGCGUUCCGGCUGUACGAUUUUAACGAAGAUGGGUUCAUUUCGCUUGACGAGAUGAAGCGAUAUCUGACGUCUAUCUUCAAGGUGUUGUACGAGGUGCAGCCCGAAAUGAGGCAGGAGACUGGUGUCUCAGCUGAAGAACUGGGUGUCGUUACUGCGGAGCAGGCGUUUCUGGAAGCGGAUUCGAACCACGACGGCAAGUUAAGUUACGACGAGUUUUUGACGUGGUACAACUCCCCGGCCCAGGCAGGAAUUAGCAGUGCUGUCGCGAAGAACGCGAUUGUUGACUCGUCCCUGCACUGGAUGCCGCUCAACGAAAUCAAGCAGCUCACGAACCUUGCUCAGUAUGAACCGGAAGAAGUGUUUGAGAUCUUUGCCGGCGAAGCGGAUGAGGACGGAUUGCUGUCGAGAGACGCCUUCAAUGAAAGCUUUCGCAAGGUGAUUGGUGGUCAGAAGUCCCAGGGAGCACGAACGUCGGAUGCUGAAACACAGAAGAAGCUGCGAGAAGUCAUUGACGGUCUCUUUGACUUGUUCGACAGAGACAAUAGUGGCGCUGUGGACUUUGGAGAGCUUGCUAGCGGGUUGUCGGUGCUUUGUGGUGGUACGAAAGACCAAAAGGUGAAGGCGGCUUUCUCGUUAUUCGACUUCAAUGGCGAUGGGUUUAUCUCGCUAGAGGAGAUGACUCGAUACCUCACGUCUGUCUUCCGUGUACUCUUCCAAGUGUCUCCGGACACCCAAUCCCUUGGUGUCACUCCAGAAGAAUUGGGACAAGUGACCGCGCAACAGGCCUUUGCUGAGGCUGAUCAGGACCAUGAUGGCCAACUGACACUGGAAGAGUUUCAGCAAUGGUAUCAGCAACCAGGUGGCAUCGGUGAGGUUGCGAAGAACGGGGAGCAGUUGUUUAGCUUGGCGGAAGCCCGACGACUAACGAAUCUGCAAUCAUUCUCGCCCAUGGAAGUCUUUGAAGCUCUCGCGGAGUGCGCCGACGAGCAAGGAUACGUGUCGCGAGAGGCGUUCGAUAAAUGUUUCCGGAAGAUCAUCUCGACGAACCAAGGUAUCAAGUCCGAGGAGUACCAACGGAUCAACACCGUUCUCAACCGUCUAUUCGAGCUUUUCGAUGUCGACAAGAACGGAUUGGUUGACUUUAGCGAGAUUUCGAGUGGUCUGUCAGUUUUCUGUGGUGGCUCUUCCGAGGAAAAGAUUCGCGCUGCGUUCGCCUUAUAUGACUUCAACGCUGACGGGUUUAUCUCGAUGGAAGAAAUGACGCGGUAUCUGACUUCUGUUUUCCGCGUGCUCAAGGAGGCGUCGCCUUCUGGUCUGCAGCAACUGGGGCGCGAGUCCCCCGAGGUGCUGGGCGUGCGUACGGCUCAGCAAGCGUUCGCUGAAGCCGAUCUAGACCACGAUGGUCGAUUGAGCUUCCCGGAGUUCCGCAAGUGGUACACUCGAUCCAACGCCGCUAACAUGGAGCGACUCAUCCAGAAUAACAUCCCAGAGUGGCUCUCGCUGCGUGAGGUGCGACGUCUGACAAACUUGGAGUCGUUCUCGGCUCAACAGGUGCUGAACACGUUCGCCAAGUUCACAGCCGCCGAUGGCACCAUGGACAAGGAAACGUUUCGACAGGCUUUCGAUCACUUUAAAGUCGAGUCUGCAGUGCAGGAGUCGAGGGAAAGGCUGCAGCUACUAGUGGAUCGCAUCUUUGAGCUGUUCGACAAGGACAGGAAUGGGCUGGUGGACUUUAACGAACUGGCAAGUGGAUUGUCGGUGCUGUGCGGGGGAAGCCAAGCUGAUAAGGUGCGCGCUGCCUUCAACUUGUAUGACGUGAACCAUGACGGCUUCAUUUCGCUGGGCGAAAUGCGCCUCUACCUCACGUCAGUCUUCAAGGUUCUCUUUGAGGUGAAUCCUGACAGUGAGGCUCGAAUGAGCGUGACUCCCGAGGAACUGGGCGAGAUUACUGCAGAGCAGGCUUUUGCUGAAGCAGACCACGACAGGGAUGGGAAGCUUUCCUUCGAGGAGUUCAGCCAGUGGUAUAUGCAGCCGAAACGGGUGGGCGAUCUACCUGUGCCCGCUGUUUUGGGCGAGCAGGAGCAAGAACAGCAGCCGCGAAAAGUUCUACAACAUAAACCCGAUUGGGUGAGCUUGGACGUGGUGAAGCAGAUGACGAACCUGGAGAAGUACUCAGCUGACGAAGUGUUUGAAAUCUUUGCCAACCGUUGCUCCGAGAAUGGUACGCUGUCCCGUGAGGCCUUCGAGGAGUGUUUCGAGCAGCUUGUGGACGAGCAGUACAAGAACGAUGAAGUGAGUUUGGAACGAUUGCGGCUUAUUCUGAACAGGCUGUUCGUCAUCUUUGACGAGAAUCUCGAUGGCACCGUUGAUUUCUGUGAGCUGACUAGUGGGUUAUCGGUGCUCUGCGGUGGCUCUCGGGAGGAGAAAGUUCGCGCAGCCUUCUCGCUGUAUGAUCUCAAUCAAGAUGGGUUCAUUUCUCUGGACGAGAUGGUGCGCUAUCUGGCGAGUGUCUUUAAGGUUUUGUACGAGACCGGUCCAGGAACGGAUCAAACACUUGGCGUGCAGCCAGAGGAGCUAGCCACAAUUACAGCCGAGCAAUGUUUCUUGGAAGCAGACCUGAACGAGGACGGGAGGCUGAGCUUUGACGAGUUUGUAGCUUGGUACUCUAGGUCGUCGGGGUUUGAGGCACCUACUGCAGGUGCAAACAGUAUUCUUGGACAGCCGCAAGCGCCAAAUGGCAACACUAGCGAAAGCCAAAGUGACGGGUCGUUUUCACGCGAUACUAGUAAAGUCGGCAGCUACAGUGGAUCACCAGCUCCAGAAUCGCCAAGAAAAACAGUGUGGGGUGUUGGAAAAGGCCCUCAUCCGAGCGGCAUUAGCACCGCCCCCGUUUGUUUUCCGUCCGACAAGAUCUACGGAAUAACGGGCUCCAACGGUGACGCUUUGCUCUCGCCAAACUCAGCGUCUGCGUUGAAUAUGAACAGCUCGAAUAUGGAGCACGUCCGACAACUGCUCAAACUGGGCACGUAUGAGGUCAACGAUGUGCUGGAGAUCUUCGCUGAAGCUGCUCCCUCUGGCGAGUUAACGUUUGCAGCUUUCAAGAAGUGUUUCGAUCAGAUCAUUCGGUUGGCAGGUGGCCAUGAGUCACCGGAAGAGCGGCAAGAGGCUGAUGGGAUGAUUCGAAGACUCUUUCGUACAUUCGACACAGAUGACAGCAACACCGUCGACUUUGGCGAACUGGCCAGUGGCCUCUCUGUGUUGUCUGGCUCGAGCAUGGACGACAAAGUUCGUGCAGCGUUUCAGCUCUACGACAUCAAUGGCGACGGGUACAUCACGCAAGAAGAGAUGAUAAGCUACAUGACGUCGAUCUUCAAGGUCAUGUACGAGACGACCGAUAGCACGAAGACCAAGAUCGGUGUGUCUCCCGAAGAGCUCGCCCGUGUGACUGCAGACCAGUGCUUUAAGGAAGCAGAUCUGAAUGGAGACAACAAGCUCAGCUUUGACGAGUUCAAGAAGUGGUGCACUUCUGGACUGUGA